AUGACCACCCAGCAUUCAGACGAUCUACCUUUGGAGCAAAAGACAAUACCCGUUCCAUCAUCUGAUACGAUGGCUUUGGAUCUCAAUAUCAACGGAUCUUCUACCCGAGAUGAAUCCAAAACUGAAGUACAUCCAACUACCUCUGAUGCUGAAUUGAGAAAAUCUCCCGCCCCCGAAAUCACCACAUCGGAAUCUGCCGAAAUCACAUCUACAUCAGAAGUAAAUGGAGAUCUAAAUGCAGAAUCACAUACCGUCAAAAGUUCUCUACCUCCAUCUUCAUUAGUCGAAUCGCAUGCCCAAGACUCUCCUGAGAGUCAAAACGUGUCUCAACUACAAGACUCGACUACAACAACUAUCUCCAACGAGGCUUCGAAGCCAGUCGAGGAACCAGAACGCGCUGUAUCUGAUCUACCUACACCGGCCGAUUCCAUGCCCGAGGUUGCAAAUGAUAGUUUCGCGCCCACGGCUGUUCCACCUAUCGUAGAUGCUCCAGUAUCCGAUACUCGCGACGAGGUUUCCCCACUCACUCAAGUGCCUGAAGCUAUACGCGAGCCGUCUCUGCCAGUUUCAGAUAAAAAGGAGGAAUCAUUGACGGAACAAGAGGCUCCCGCCCCAACUCAAGAGACAAAGGCGGAAAGCGUUGAUGAUAUGAACCUUAAUUUUGAUGCGCCGCGAGCCGAUCUACCUCCAUCAUCUCCCAACAAUGCGCCGCCAUCUGUUGAUAUGGACAUCUCUCCCAGAGCACAGCAUGUCACUUUAGAGCCUACCACAGAAUCCGCGGCCUCCAAUUCUGCUUUUAAUGAUGUUGAUAUGACGGAUGCGCCUGCACAAACACAGGUCACGAAAGUUGCUCGCGAGCGAGAGGAUGAUAGCGACGAGGAACCAUCUGCGAAGCGCACCAAGACUGAGGAAAGCGAGGAACCUAAAGUAUCUUCAAAUGUGGGAACUCCAGCCGCCACCCAGAAUGGAGUAACUACGAAUGGUGCUUCGUCUUCUACCGUUAAUCUGUCACGCCCAAUCACCCAGCAUGAGACGAAAGAAAUCAUCAAAAUCAUUAAGAAUGUCAUCAAGACUGCAGCCGGAAAGAACUUCAGAUCUCCCGUUGCAAUACUCUGGCCUGGAUUUGCUGAUGCUUAUGCACAGAAGGUAAAGAAUGAGGUCGAUUUAGGUACUAUGGAGAAGAAGAUCAAGACUGGCGAAUACCCUUCGAUCCAAGCCAUCAUGGAUGAUGCCGUACUCCUUUACGAAAAUGCCGUUGCCUUUAAUGGGCUUGACAAUGCUAUUACAACCGCUGCCAAUGACGUGAAGACAUCAAUUAUCACUAAGCUGGGAAGUCUCCCUCCGGAGCCACCGGCCCACGUUGCCAAGGCGCAGGUUAAGAAGCCUAAACGACCUACGCCAUCUCUCGACACUGCUGCUCGUACUCCUGCUGCUAGAAGACCAUCUCGCGGAUCUGCUGGUGCUGCUGUACCGAUCAGUGCUCCAGCUCCAACGUUUGCUUUAGAUCCCGUCACCAGUACACCAUUAAUUCGUCGCGACUCAACUAAAGACGGCAGGCCAAAGCGUGAAAUUCAUCCACCGAAGAACAAGGACUUGCCUUACUCUUCGGCGAGACCCAAGAGCAAGAAAUACUCCGUCGAGCUUAAAUGGUGCGAAGAGACACUGAAUGAGAUGAAGAAGUCGAAAUACUUGAUGUUCUCUAGUGCUUUUAUGACUCCCGUUGAUCCUGUCGCAUUGCAAAUCCCCAACUACUUUACCAUUAUCAAAUCGCCCAUGGACAUCUCCACUGUCUCCGAAAAGCUUCAAAACGGUGCUUAUACAAGGGCUAAGGAGUUUGAACAGGAUGUGAAGCUCAUAUUUCAGAAUUGUUACAAGUUUAACCCCGAAGGAAAUCCUGUUCGUGUCAUGGGCCAACAGUUUGAGGAAGUAUUCAAUGGAUUAUUGGCUAAGAAGGACCGAUGGAUCGCUGAUCAUCAGCCUGUUGCUGUAACACCCGAUAGAGAUGAGGAAACUGAGGAGGAAGAGGAGAGCGAAGAUGAGCCAGAGCCCGCCCAAGAAAUAUUUCAAAGUGCUGCUACUGCCCGACUUCUUAUCGAACAAUCCAAGUUAAUCGAUAUGUUGUCGAAACCGGAAUCCGCCGAUGCCAUUGCCUUGCAGAGGAAAAUUCUCAAUUUCAUUCAAGAAAUCGCCGACAAAGAAAAAGAAAAGCUGGCGGCUAUUCCCAAAAAACCAAGCAAGAAAUCAAGACCCUCUAAGCCCUUAAAGAAAGCUGUCACAACCAAAAAAAGCACCACUGGACCUUCGAAGAAAUCCGGGGGAGCUCGCAAAGAGAGAUACUUAGGCACUUUUGAGAAGGAAGUAAUUUCUGCAGGAAUCGGCCUUUUGCCUGACCACAUUACUGCCGACGUAAUGGAAAUGGUUAAAUCAGCCCAUCCAUCAAUGGUGAUUGAGGAAGACGGCACUUUAGAAAUGGAAAUUGACCAGCUCGAACCACAUCUACUCUGGAGGAUUUUUGAUGCCAUCCAUGAACAUGCUCCAGAAUGUGAGGCCAAUAUUAGAGCGACACAUCAAGACAAGAAGGAAGAGCCUCGUGCUCCUGCAAAACCUCCCCAGAAAAAGAAAAAUAAGCCCAUGUCGAAGUUUGAGCAAGAACGAAACAUUGCACUGCUUAAAGAAAAGAUGCAAACCUACGAAAGAGGGCCGGGUUCAGCUUCUCAAGAGCCCAUUGAGAGUGUUGAGCGACAUACACAAGAGGAAUCAAGUGGUGAUGAGUCUUCAGAUUCUGAGGAAGAGUAA
This is a messenger RNA of Sclerotinia sclerotiorum 1980 UF-70, 2796 nucleotides long. RefSeq lists its product as hypothetical. The record is from RefSeq and is a predicted model, not a curated record. Bases 1 to 2796 code for a protein of 931 amino acids. Gene Ontology annotation, biological process: chromatin remodeling; regulation of DNA-templated transcription. The transcript has 3 exons. Gene Ontology annotation, cellular component: chromatin; nucleus. NCBI's taxonomy places the organism in Eukaryota, Fungi, Ascomycota, Leotiomycetes, Helotiales, Sclerotiniaceae.